UCAAGUGGGAUUUGUGAUGGACAAAGGGGCGCUGAGAACAUUUAAAGCCUUGGUAGAAGGUGAACAUAAUGCCUCUGCGGCACCUGGCACUCAUCCUACUGUGUUGAUGGCGAUACCUGUAUUUAUACUGCAGAGAAAUUGCAAGGAGGACUCACUGCAGCAAAUUCAUGGUGUGAGAGGUGAAACACAAAGAUCAAUGAAAGGGAACUCAGGCAAUUUAUUUCUCCAGAAGUCCGUUAUGACAUACAACUCUGCAGCUAUGACUGAUGCCUGUCCCACCUGGGAGCAUGAGGCAGAUGCCCACCUCUUGAAAUUGCAGUGCCAGCAGAAAUUCAUACUCCGUGCUACUGGAAAUCUUGACAGGUUGAAUUGCAGAUGGCUUUCAAAAUUCCUUAUGUGUAUGACUAUAUAACUAAAUUAUGUAGGACAUAGGUAGAAUUAAUCCUAAAUCAUGUAAAUCCAAAUGUAUGUGUUAUUGAACAAGGAGAGGCUAGGCAUAGUAGUAUAAGAGGCUUAAAUUUUGUGGUGGUGAGGCCUACGAUUGUUCAGCUGACUAACUGCAGAUUCAGAGUAGUUACUUACAUAAGCUUAGUCAUAACUUGUUGAUGAAUACUUCAAUGUAAAUAGAGAAUGAUGUAAAAUUAAGUUAUAUUAAUUUUUAAGCUAAAAUUGCCUGU
Cryptotermes secundus is the source of this 677-nucleotide messenger RNA. RefSeq lists its product as uncharacterized. Bases 17 to 412 code for a protein of 131 amino acids. Lineage: Eukaryota; Metazoa; Arthropoda; Insecta; Blattodea; Kalotermitidae. The record is from RefSeq and is a predicted model, not a curated record. The transcript is spliced from 3 exons.